Messenger RNA from Sycon ciliatum, 6018 nucleotides. RefSeq names its product neuralized-like protein 4. The record is from RefSeq and is a predicted model, not a curated record. Gene Ontology annotation, molecular function: ubiquitin protein ligase activity. NCBI's taxonomy places the organism in Eukaryota, Metazoa, Porifera, Calcarea, Leucosolenida, Sycettidae. The transcript has 23 exons. The coding region runs from base 121 to 5082 and encodes 1653 amino acids.
GUGUCUGCUUAUCCCAACAAAGGCAACACUGUGUCGCUCAGGAAUGAAAGUCUGGUCUACAAUGGAGAGGAAUAUUUGAAUAUUGCUGUCGUUAACUCGUCUGAAUGACCUCUGUGCGCCAUGGCUUCUUUUUCGUUUGAUCAAACAUGCAUGGGCUCAGAGAUUGUAUUGUCUCGUCGUCGACGAACUGCGAAAAGACGACAUUCUCGCAGCGAGUUUUGCAAUGCGAUUGUUCUCAGCGCCGAGUCUCUUCUUGAUGGGGAGCUGUUCGAGGUGCGUUUGGAAGAGAUGUCUCCUGGCUGGGGCAGCUCUGUAGUCAUUGGAGUGACCGGCGUAGUCGAAGAGGAUGGUUUCAAUGGCGAACUGCCUCCAUCUGCCUGUGAAUUACGCAGGAAAACCGUGCUCGUUUCUGGUAGCAGUGUGCUGGUGGAUGGUGUGGUGGUCAAGGAGAACUUCUGCCCGAGCCUGGACAGCCUGGAGAUGGGUGCUCACGUUGGUGUAGCAGUGGUGGACGAGAACUUACACCUGUACAUCGAUGGAGAGGACCAGGGUGUAGCCUACAUGGACCUACUGGCCUGGAGACCUGUUCGUGGCGUUGUGGAUCUGCAUGGCUGCUGCGUACAGGCGUCUCUGUGUGAUACGCACGCAGCAAGUGUGCUGGCCUACAACUACCCACUGCGAUUGUGCCGCUAUCCGGGCACCGAUAUUCAGAUUGGUGCUGACCGGCGAUCGGCCUCGUUUGAGCCGGCGGAAGCAGUGGGCAGCUUUGCGUUCAGCUUUGCUAACCGAGCGCUGCGCGAGAAUGAGCUCUUCGAAGUGGAGGUGAACUUCCCGGUGCUCCGCGACAUAGGCAGUCAAGUAACGUUAGACAUUGUUAGUCAUUUGCCGUCCGAUUCGCAUCCUCUGCCGGCGGAGGAUGCCAUGCUGUUUGGUCCGUCGACGGAGAACCGAAUAUCUGACACGGAGGAACGCCUCGGCGUGAUCGUGAUGGACGGUGAGGUGUGCCUGCUGCGUAACGGUCUGGUGCGGCGCUGGGAAGCCAGCCGGGCAUUCACGCGCUAUUUUCCUGUAGUGCUGAUUCACAACGGCGCAGCCCGCGUCACCUUGACGGCGCGUGCCGGGGAGCCAUUGCCGACGAGCAUGCGUGCAACGCGCGGAUUUCAACCCGUGCAGGCUCGCUCCGGAGCAGCGGCGGCUGCAGUAGCUGUACCGGUGUAUCCCGCCGUCCCCGUGCCAACACCGUUUCGCCCCUCAGCUGGUAGCGUACCUCCGAUACGUUUUCAUGCUCGCACCGGUCGCUAUGCGUAUCUGUCCCCCGACAGGUGCAGUGCUCACCGUAUAUCGCCCGACGUUGAGUUCAACUAUGCAGUCGUUUUCGGCGAUCGUCCCCUACUGCCCGGCGAGAUGUUUGAGGUUCGGGUGGACGCGGUGGUGACCAAGUGGACUGGUGCGCUGGGCAUUGGAGUCAUGGUGCAAAAUCCCGAUAGCAUGAUUGCAAGUCUUCCAGCCACAAUGGGUGAUGUCACCAGUGGUACCUGGAUGCUUGGGGGUAACGGUCUGAGCUGUGAUGGCAUACAGUGCAACGAGGAGAUCGGUGCCAGCAUCAAGACAUUGAAGGUGGGCGAUCGUGUUGGAGUCCUGCUAACUCUGGACAACACGCUGCGGUUUGCUCUGAACGGCCGAGACAUGGGCGCCAGCAUGGAGGGAGUAGCCACACGUGUAUACCCGGUCGUUGACGUGUACGGCCAGACGUCGCAGGUGACACUCUGCGACAAUCCAAGGAUACAAGCCCCAGAGGAAGACGUGAGCGCAGAUGACGCCCACGCACUGCACUUCCACGAGGAUGUGACCGUAGAAGACAUCCUCCCGCUGCACUUUGACGAGUUGUGCGGCUCCAAUGUGGUGCUGGCUUCGAACGGUCUCAAUGCGUCUCGCGUGGACGCGUUCCAUGAGUUCAACAAUGGUGUGUGUAUCACUCACAGGGCGCUGCGGCUGGAUGAGUACUUUGAGAUCACCGUGGACUACACUGUGUCCAUCUGGUCUGGCUCGCUGGAGAUCGGCGUGACAACAACUCCCCCUGUUGACAUGAAUUUCCCGGAGACUAUCUCGGAUCUAGUGGGCGAUACGUGGACACUUAGCGGCUCUGGCGUGGUUCACAAUGGCGUCAACAUCUUCCCAAACUACCCGCUCAACCUGGACCGGCUGUCGCAGGGCUGCACCAUUGGCAUGAUGGUGCACGCCAAUGGCCAUCUGCACUUCUUCCUGGACGGCGCCAACUGCGGCAAGGCGGCUGAGGUGCCCCUCGGAGUAUACGGUAUGGUCGAUCUAUAUGGUCAGUGCACGGGGGUGUCUAUAAACACCAACGCCGUUGCUCCAGCACUGAGCAUUGCAUCACCACCAGCCUCAACACCGACGCUGCCCUCCGGCAGCGACGCAGAUGACGCGCUUUCAUCCGGCUCUGCCAGCGAAGACCUAUCAGACUCCUGCGACAGCGACGCGGCGAGCGACGACAGCCGGGGCGUCCGCACCGGCAGCUACGAUCCGAUUCACUUUCCCGGCGAGGCGGAGACGGUGCGCACGCGUGCCGGCACGACGGUGCGCGCCCUGCAGCAGCACACGCAGGCGUACAACGUGCUGCGUGACCUGCAGAUUGCCGUGCGCGAGUCUAUGCAGCACCUGGCCACGGCCGCCGGCACCGUGUCACCGGCUGCCGUGCUCAGCCGCAAUCUGCAGGGACGCGACGCACUGGUGCGCGCCGAGAUGGAGUCCGCGAUGCUGUCCGACAGAACUCAGUUCAACUCUCGGCCGACGAUGAUCGCACAGGCCACGGAUGACAGUGGUAGCGAGCUGAUGGUGGCUGCUAAUGAAACUGUAUCAACUUCAGAAGAGACCCAGGAUGAUGGUGUGCUACUGCACUCGCUUCAUGGCAGUUGUGGAAGGAACGUCAGCAUCAUCGAUGGUCGACACGUCACACGCACGCAAGGCUACGAUCACGGUGUUGUUUUCAGUGCCAAGCCGCUUGCCAACGGUGAACUUUUUCAAGUUGGUAUUGGCAAGAUGAACUCCAGUUGGUCGGGCAAUCUUGGCAUCGGUAUCGUGUGGCGUGUGCCUAGCGACGCAGCGUCCAUCACCGCAUCGGCCACCAGCCUGUCACCUCUGUGCUGCGGCGGAGUGUGGCUGCUGUCCGGCUCCUCGCUCUACCACGACGGAUCCUUGCACAGGGUGAACUGCUGUGCUGAGACCGAAUGGCUCAAGGAGGGAGACAUUGUCGGUGUGAAACGCAGUGCGAACGGCCGCCUGCACUUCUAUGUCAAUGGCAAGGAAAUGCACGGCGCUGCCGUCGCUUGUCAAGCACCACCGGAGGUAUAUGCCGUAGUGGAUGUGUACGGCAAGGCUCAGUCAGUGCACGUGGUCAGCAAAGUCGAUGAAGCUGCGUCUCCGUCUACGCCAACAGCUAAAGUCGGGAUGCAGUUGCUUGAGGACAUACCCUCCCUGGACAGCUCACCGUGUUACUUUCACCGGGUGCAUGGCAGCAACAUUGUACUGUCUAACAGGAGUCUUGUCGCUGAGCGAGAGAGAAGCUUCAAUAAUGGCUUGCUGCUUUCCAAUCAGCCACUGAAGAACGGGGAGAAGUUCGAGGUGCGUGUGGAGAAGGUCUGCGACCGUUGGUCUGGCUCGCCUCUAGUUGGUGUGACCGCCUGCCGACCGUUAGAUCUUGCUGCAUCCGUUCCUUCCAACGCUCAGAGUCUUCCGGGUACUACCUGGUUGAUGAGCCGUAGCAGCGUGUUUGUCAACAGAGUAAAGAUUCGUGAUCACUGUGACUACCUUACUCAAGGCAGUGCACCUGUACCUACAUGCUGGAAUGUUGGGGACACGUUCGGCGUGAGCCGUCGCGGCGAUCACCUCUACCUGCUGCACAACGGCGAAGAGUUUGGCGCUGCGUGUCCCGGUGUGAACAAAGACUGCUACGUCGUGCUGGAUCUGUAUGGCCCAGUCACAAAGGUGAAACUGUUGGCCAGCGGCAAUCCUGAUGCGGAUGCCGAUGACAGUGAUCGAGAUUCUGUGUCCGAUACUGCCCCCACGUCAGGUUCACAAGAUGAACAGCAGCAGCAGCAGCAGCAGUGCCAUCUCGACCAGCAGAAUAACGGUGCUGCUACACGGCAGUAUGCUGCAGGUCACACGGCACCAUCAUCAUCAUCAUCAGUAUCAUCAUCACCGCCGCCAGGCACAGGGAGCUAUCAUGGCAGCAUGGACACCAGCAUUGCGCUUGCACACCGUACCUUGGCAGUGCCCAAGCAACAGCAGUCUUCGGCCAUGUGCAGUGCUCGAUACGUCACAUCAGCCUUCAAAACCUCACUUGGACUUCCUGAUGCAUUCUUCAACGGCCAGUACGACGAGUGUUACUGCCACCAGUGUUGGUGCGAAGGCACACAGCAGCAGCAGCAGCAGCGCUGCGCCGCCACCACCACCACCACUGGUCCUCCGUUGUCGUCCUCCUCAUGCCAACCGGUGCCACAGGAUUGGACAUUGUUUGCUCUAAGAUUACAUCCACGUGCACAGGAGACCAGGGAGGUGUACACGAAAUGGUGUACCGCGUAUCACGGCACUUCGGCCGGCGUUGUGCGCAAGAUCCUCGAUACUGGCAGCCUCUUGGAGCCAGAUUUUGCCAUGAGAAGCAUGCACUCUGAUAAAGGUAGUACCAGCAGCAAACCCCAUGACCAACAACAGCCCUGUGGCGGCGGUUCGGAAGCGAGUAGUAGCAUUGCGGUGUCGCCAUCAAUCGCGCUAGCAACGCAGAACACCUGUCUCAAGCCUGCACGGUUUGAGCUAGCCAAGAGGCAGUAUAUUGGGCAUGUAGCAUUCAAAGUGUAUGUUCGUCCCGGCAGUUAUACGCUGUGCACGGAAAGCCAAGAGCACUCCUCUGAACUGCAGCAGCGUGUGGCACCAGACGUCAAGGCAUCCAAGACAUCCGCUGCGGCAACAAUGUGGUCCACGAAGGAACGUGGCGCCGUGGAGCUGUGUGGCUUGCUGAUCAAAGUUGAGCCAGUAGCACAGGCAACUGAACUCACAGCGUGUUCAUAAGGCCAGUACAUGUCUAGUCUAGUGUUUCAGUCCUGCUAGGUCCUUGCUAGCUUGUCAAUGGUGUAGCGUUAGACCCAGGUUUAUCAGUGAAAUCCAGUCUCGAGACCCACAUCCUAUGAACCAAGUCAUUUAUUGUACCCCCCCCCCCCCCCCCCCGGCUGUACUAAUUACAGGUUUACUUACACACGUGCACCUGCAAGCCAACACACAACCUAGGAGCGUGCCCUGCGUUCAGUGCAAGCAGGGCAGUUUGAGUGCCCAACUAUUAUUUUUAUCCUCACGCCUAAGUAAGAUACCUUCCGGUCCUCAGCUGUGCUGGGACCCUGAUACUUAUUUUUGCACUUAUUUUCCAUCCUUCAUCAACAUGCUAGUCCAUUAUUCUGUUCAGACCGUGCAGGGCACUGGGCAGCUAUCACCAUGAAUUUGAUUUUUUUUGAAAGCCAUGUGAUCCAGUGCGACACCAGCUAUCCGCGCGUCUCAUUCUGGAAUGCACUGCUGCCAGGCUGUCGCUGGUUACGACAUCCUGUUACACACCGAUUCUUUUUCUAGUGCCAUUUGUGAAUUGUCAAUAUAACAUGGUCCAUGAUUUGUUGCUGUGGCUACAGUGGCAAGUGAAGAAAUUUGGACUCCGUUCACAGGUGCCCUGUUCCCGGGGCUGUACUUUGUUACGGCUGUCCGUAUUGACGAACUUAUCCUUCCGGAUGAAAUCCAAAUGAAUCCCUGCUUUCAUGGUACAUUCUGGUAGCGCACCCAAACUACCAGUGGAUUCACGAAAGGUGAAAAUAUAAUAUUAUUAUUUUUGAAGGUGGUGUUCAAAAUCACCAAAAAAACACCAAAAAACGUACAUGUAUUUUAUGCAAGAAUUUCAUGAACAUUUCAAACUAUGAACUAUAAUCAUGCUGCUCAAAUGGUUAAAGUAUGUACAGGGGGGGGGGG